AGUAUCGCGCUGUUGCGGGACAACAAAAUGUAUUUGUUGAACGUUGGAUUGUUUAUGUAUUUGAAAACGGUGUUGAACUUUGGUGUUUAUAAUUUCUGCCUCAGUAGAGAAUAACAAAAUGUUAACAUGUUUUCUGUAGGAGAUAUAGUUUGGGCAAAAUCCUCUAUUCCUCGAGAGAUUUUCUGGCCAUCUAUGGUUGCUGAGUAUGAUGAUGAUAUGAAAACAGGCAAACGCAAAGGCGAAGUUGUUGCAUAUGUCAGGUUCUUGGCAGAAGACACGUAUGAAGCAAUAAGGAAAGCCUCAUGUGUAAAGAUUUUCAAUUGCCCAGAGAAAGUGAAGUUUCUUCAAAGAGGUCAAAGUUUGAAAAAUCAAGCAAAGAGGCUUCUCUUCCUUUCAGCUCUUAGAGAAGCAAAAGGGCAUCUGGGGAAAAAAAAUCUGAGUAAAAAACAAGAUAAAUUGAAUUCCAGGAGUUCGUUGUUUUUGUCCAAAAAUUCUUCACCAAUUAUAUCAUCAAGUAGUUGCAUGAAAUCUUCAAGUCCUACCAAAAUGAAUGAAACUAAUGGCCACAACCAUAUUAAUAUAGCCAAUACAACACCAAAAGCAUCAACUUCCGUAAAUAUUAAGAAGAAAAAGGGUGGAAGACCACCUGCACCAAAGAAGAGCAAGUCGCUGGAUGCUUCCUCCUGUGAUAAAAAACAUGAAACUUAUUCAGAUAUGAACAAAGAUAAGAAUUUGAUGAGUGAAACCUGUGGGGAAAACGUUGACAAUAGUGAAUGUACAAAACUUGUAUUAUCUUGUGAGAUAAGGUUACAGAACAGUUGUGCAGACUUUAAAGAUUCAAUUAUGUCAAGUGCAGUGACAAACAACAUGGCUGACCAUGAAAAUAUUGCUGAUGAGUCACUGGUGAAUUCGAAUGAAAUCAGUGAUGAGAAAAGCAGCUCUGAUGAUGAUGAUUUACUUCAACCAAUAAGCUUGACCCCAGCUGCUACUAAUCAGUUUUCACCCGGUGAUGUUGUUUGGGUCUCUUAUCGUAAAAGUCCAUUUUGGCCUGCAGAGGUUCUGAGAGCCGGUAAGAAGAAAAAUUACUAUUACAUAAAAUAUCUACCGAAAACCAAGAGCAAAGGCAUGCAAGUACCAAAAAACAAAAUGGUCUUGUUUUCGCAAUCUCAUGAAAUCUAUCAACAAUAUAGAAAUCAAGAAGUAGAUGAAAUUCAGAGGAAGGAAUUUGAAUUAGCAGUUGAAGAGGCUGAAACCAUAUUAACUAAAGUUUUUGAAAAAAAUGGAACACAACGAACAGAUGAAAUUGAAAAUGGCCAGGUUUCUCACGUCAGUGAAAAGAAUGAACCAAACGAAGAGCAAGAUAAUUCAGAUACAUCUAAGAGAAUGAGUGAAAAAGACAUAGAUCGGGCACAUUCCCCAGAACGUUCUCCUCACAAUUUGUUUGAUGGAAAUGGCAACGAUGAUUCAGACAUGGACGAUGAAACUGGUCAAUCGUAUAGGACAUGUUUGAGAAAACGAAAAAGGACAUGUCCAAAGUAUGCCAAUAUUUUGAACGAUAUGGAGCAUUUUUGUAAGCAAAGACUGCUUGACAUCUAUCAUGAAAAAGUAUAUUCUUGGCGCCACAGGAUCUUUAAAUAUGGAUCGACAACAGAACGGAAUAAUUUACAGAAAUCGUCGGGAUUUGGUCCCGUGAAAGAUGACGAGAUGUGUGAAAAGAUAACGAACCGAAUUAAGUUUUGGUACGACACUGAAACCAAAGAAAAGUCGAUUACAUUUGAUUAUGUUUGGGGUGUUUGGUUGCCUGAGGCUAUAAUCCAUUACAUACAGAUGAUCGAGAAGGAGUCACGUGAACGGGCCGAGGAGAUAUAUUCGGAUUACAGGCAACACACCGAUGACGAUGAUGUUGAAGAUGUCAAAAAUUAUUUAAAGAGAAAGAAAGUAGACGAGGCGACUAGAGAGGAGACCUUGCAAAGAGCGAAAAAUCUCCUGACUUAAAUGUUGUAUUUUUCAAUGAAUUGUCGUGAAAAGCAGACGUGUUACCUGCAUGAACAUUUGUAGGAUGAUUACAUUUGUAGGAUGAUAAGUCUCGGUCUGUUGAAAUAUUUGAUAACUUCUCAACCCUGCAAGUUGGCGCAACUCUCUUUGUGUAAUCAGCCUCUUCAUCUACCAAGGAUUGAAAUUUGUGCGUGGAAUGGAUUUUCAAAGAACUUUCGUCAUUUUUUAAAUCAAAAUUUCGCUGAAUGCGUGUGAUAACCUUUGUUAUCCGUAUUAAUAACCAUAUCUUAACCAAAAUUAUCCUGGAAAUUUUUUAGAAUGUGAAAGUGUAUGUCUUGAAUGUGGAAGAAUUAAAGAUAAUGAAGAUUUCCUGUAA
This is a messenger RNA of Xenia sp. Carnegie-2017, 2371 nucleotides long. RefSeq lists its product as uncharacterized. The record is from RefSeq and is a predicted model, not a curated record. Bases 127 to 1995 code for a protein of 622 amino acids. NCBI's taxonomy places the organism in Eukaryota, Metazoa, Cnidaria, Anthozoa, Malacalcyonacea, Xeniidae. The transcript is spliced from 16 exons.